CCGGUCCGCGAGCUGCGGAAGCUGAAAGGGCUGUGAUUAUUAGGUUGUGGCUCCGGGGUUGAUUCACCUUCACCUGGGCAGAGACCCGGGCCACCCGAAGAAGCCAGGCGAGCAGUAAAACAUGAACGGAAGAGUGGAUUAUUUGAUCACUGAAGAAGAGAUUAAUCUUACUAGAGGACCCUCAGGGCUGGGCUUCAACAUCGUCGGUGGGACAGAUCAGCAGUAUGUCUCCAAUGACAGUGGCAUCUACGUCAGCAGCAUCAAAGAGAAUGGGGCUGCGGCCCAGGAUGGGCGGCUCCAGGAGGGUGACAAGAUCCUCUCGGUAAAUGGCAAAGAUUUAAAGAACCUGCUACACCAGGAUGCUGUAAACCUCUUCCGUAAUGCAGGCUACGCAGUGUCCCUGAGAGUGCAACACAGGUUACAGGUGCAGAAUGGACCUACAGGCCAUCGAGGUGAAGGGGAGCCGAGUGGUGUUCCCAUAGCUAUGGUGCUGCUACCAGUGUUUGCCUUCACCAUAGUAGCAGCCUGGGCCUUCAUGAGAUACUACCGGCAACAGCUUUGAAAGGCUUGUUCUCUUCCAUCUCCCAGUGAACUUAACAUUUCUCUCACCUUCCUUCCCUGCCAGUCUCCCGUAUCUUUCCUUCUCUCUGUGUAGCCAACAUAUGAUGUAAAGUGAAUGAUUCCUACCACAGACUUUGCUGUUCGAAAUCCCCAAGUCUUCAUAUUCUAAUGGGAGAGUAAAGGUAUUGUUUGUAGGAAAGCUGAAGGAAAGACUUGCUUAGAACAAGUGAGGAGUUACAUAUUUCAGCAGGACUGCCAGUAGAAAUUCAGCUACUGCCCAAAGAGGGAAAGUCCAGUCUUCCUGUCAUCAUGGGUGAUACCUAUUUUCUUAGCUGGCGUGCCUUGGAAGCCAGCUGUAUGACAUGUGAGGAAGAGGGGAUUUUUCUUUUAAUGAUCUUCCUUGAGAAGUGUUUGUGGCCUUUAUUUAAUUUCUAAUUAUAUACCUUGGUGCCUGUUUGGACACAGGAUAUUGUGAAGAGCUUUUUACUUUUUGAAAAAAGCCAGUACAUGUGUACAGUAUAUAUACAUGUGCAUAUGGGAUAGAAUAAUGUUGAUGUCUUGUGGAGAAUUAAAGAGGUAAGAAAGCUACUCUGUGGUUUCUAGGUUUCUGAUCUAAGGACUGAUUUUAACUGAAGAACAUAAAAAACUAUUUGUAGAGCAUAUAUAGUGGAAAUGAGAGAGUGAACUUAAAAAGUGAAUGCCCAGUCAGAGGCAUUAACAAAAUUAGCAGCCAAAUUGAAAAUCUCAGAAAAGCAAUAUUUCUUUUCAGGAUAGCUAUGGUAAAAUUGAGGUACAGUGUCAUAAAACAGCUCUGCUUCAGUGUGUCUGUGAAAAAAAAAAUAAUAACUUGGAUUUAAAGAUGUACCAGUACCUUUGGGCUACCAUAGUGAUUUUUGUGGUAUCCCACAAUGCUGUUAAAGGGUCAGCUGGGAUGAUUGUGGUGAGGGCUUUAGCAGUGGGGCAAACCAACACAACUAGACAACUCUAGAAGGACAAGAGAUCAUGCCUCAGUUAUGUAUUACCUGAACAUUCUCAGGCUUUCAGUGUUUUUGGUUUUUAAUAACAGGAAGAACCUGAGAGAAGGCAUAAAAUCAGCUCUGUUCUGAGUUAGUUAAGAUCUGGACUGCUAGUGUUUUUGUUUUGUUUUUAACUGCUUUUAAUAAGUUAAACUGUCAGAGAAGGGGAGAAAAUUAGUUUUGGUUAGUGGGUAUUUCCUGGGGAAAGCCUGGGAGCAGAUUACAGAUGAAUGGAAGCUGUGAAAUACCAAAGAUAUUGGUGAAGUGGAAACUAUCCUGUUUGUAUGAUAUUCAAGUUAAUUUUAAAGCACUGUUGAUAGCUAAACCAAGGCUAAUUUCUGGCUUUAAUUUCCAGCCUUUAGACAGCUGGCCAGACUGUAGGCUUUGUAUCAUUUUGACAUAAGAUUAUGAGGACUUUUCCUUAAACAAUCAAUUAUAUCCAGUUUUAGCAAGGACAGACUGCAAUCAUUUAACAAAUGCUGGUUGGAUGUCAGCUUUGUCAGUACUCUUUUACAAAGAAGUAAAAUACAUAACCUUCAUCCUACAGGGUGUUUUGAUUCAGUUGGGAAGAAUACGCUUAAGAUAGAAUUGGUCAUAUAAGUAAGGCAAUGUAAGUUAGUGUUAAGUUUAUAUUGCAGACUCUUAAGAGAGAAAAGUUACUGAGAAUUUGAGGCAGUUCAGAAAAUCCCAUGGAGAAAGGGAACAAGCUAAGGACCCUUGAGGGGCUGACAGUCUAGUUAACAAGAGAUUGCAUGAAUAGACAAAAUGUUAAGAGUAUUAUAUAUCAACAAGUUAAGUAACCAUUGAAAAAAAAUGUUACCAUGCAGAGCAUGACGUAGAACAAAGAUGUACAGAUAACCAUCAUCAUAUUUUGUAGAAAUUCAAAAAAGGAAAGCAGUCAUAUAAUGGCAUCAGACUAGAACGGAAAGGGAUAGAUUUUUAAAAAGGAUCCCUGCCUCUGGGUCAGCUGUUGGUAUAGGGAGAACCUUGCUGUUAACAAUCCUGGCAUACCUUUUGCCUUUCAACCUAAACUGUUUGUUACUUUUCUAGACUCAUUUAGAUAACCUGACUCAUUGUGGAUUCCACAGUGAAACACCAAUAGUAUUCUGGUUUUCAUCUCCCCUCUUUGGAAGCCUCACCUCUAGUGCCCUCCCUGUAUGUGGUGCUGUGUUCAGCACCUACCAUGGGCCUGCUUACCUCCCAGGAUUCCCCUCAGGCCUUGGACAUUAACUCCUGAAAGAACUUGUGAUAUACAGAACGGAGCAAGUGACAAGUAGGAUAGAAAACUAUUUAGAAUUUUUUGUUUAUAUGAAAAAUAAACACCUAAUCCAUUA
Molecule: messenger RNA, 2911 nt
Organism: Fukomys damarensis (Damara mole-rat)
Lineage: Eukaryota; Metazoa; Chordata; Mammalia; Rodentia; Bathyergidae
Gene: Synj2bp
Product: synaptojanin 2 binding protein
Exons: 4
Coding region: 122-562 (146 amino acids)
Molecular function (GO): protein binding
Source: RefSeq, a predicted model, not a curated record